AACCAACUAAAGGCUAACAUGAAUGUAUGUUCAAGUCAGCAAUUAGCAUGCUAUCAGCAUAGGGCAAAACCAAUGUGCCUAAGCCAGGAUUUGUAAAUCAUUUGUGUUUCAGUGUGAGCAUGCUUAUACUGGAUCAGCUGAGAAUGACAGUGCACAUGCAGUUCACUGCAGAUAUUAAUAACUAUGAAAGACUACGAGAAAACGACAGCAUUCUUGGGCCAGUGGUGAACGUUUCAAAAAAUCGUCUUCUUUCUGCUGUGUGCCAGCACAGUUCCGAAUGGAUUCAGUGCUUUCUCUGUUAUAUUCCUGGCUGAUAUUCCAGCCCACCACUGCCAAAUACCAAGCAUGAAUCUGAGUGAAGACUGGAUCAGGGCAAGCAUUCCUACAAAGGCGGUGAAUGGAAAGCUAGAGCUGAGUAAGUGCAGGAGAUACAAGCUGGACAUAAUACGAAACCUUUCUUCUCUAGGCUACAAUCCUGAAGACGUAAACCUCACUGACAUUGAACAGGAGAAAUGCGUAGAUGGAUGGACGUACAGUAAAGACAUCUACCAGUCCACAAUUGUUACUGAGUUUGACCUUGUUUGUGACGAUGAAUGGAAACAACCCUUCACCUCUUCCAUCUACUUCAUUGGUGUGCUCUGCGGAUCAUUCUUUUCUGGACAGAUCUCUGACCGGUUUGGGAGAAAGCCUGUCCUUUUCGUAACCAUGAUGGUCCAAACAUUCUUCACCUUUAUUCAAGUCUUUGCGCCAUCUUGGGAAGUAUUCUCUGUUCUCUUCUUCAUUGUUGGACUGGGGCAGAUUUCCAACUACGUGGCAGCAUUUGUGUUAGGUACAGAAAUCCUUUCUGAGGGCGUAAGGGUCCUUUACUCAUCACUGGGAGUGUGUUUUUUCUUCGCCAUUGGCUACAUGAUGUUGCCACUGAUGGCAUUCCUAAUACGAAGUUGGAGGAUGCUUUUAGUUGCACUGUCUGUACCUGGCCUUAUCUACAUCCCCCUCUGGUGGUUCAUUCCAGAGUCUCCUCGAUGGCUGAUCUCUCAGGGGAAAGUAGAAGAAGCUGAGGCCAUAGUGAAAAAUGCUGCUAAGAAAAACAAAGUCACACCUCCUGACAUCAUUUUCAGUGAGAUUGGGGAAGAGGAGAGAAACACUAAACCAAAAGAAUCAAACAAUGUUUUGGAUCUCAUGAGGACCAGCAACAUUCGGCGAACUACUUUGAUAUUGUUUCUAGUGUGGUUGACCCUCAGCAUGGGCUACUUCGGCCUUUCUUUAAACACAUCUCGCCUUCAUGGAGAUCCAUUUGUAAACUGUUUCAUUUCUGCUGCCAUUGAGGUACCUGCCUACAUCACUAGUUGGCUGUCUUUGCGCUACUUACCAAGGAGACUGUCUUGCUCAGCCAGCAUGCUGCUAGGAGGAGGAGUGCUCUAUUUCAUUCAGUUAGUACCACCAAGUCUGCCCUCCUUGUCUGUAGCUCUUGAAAUGGUGGGGAAGUUUGGGAUAGCUAUAGGAACAGCCCUGAUGUUCACCUACACUGGGGAACUGUACCCGACAGUGCUGAGGAACACAGCAGUGGGGUCAUGUGCUAUGGUGUCUCGUGUGGGCAGUGCAAUUGCCCCUUACUUUAUUCAUUUGAAUGUGAUUCAUCAACACUUGCCCUACAUACUUUUGGGUACCCUGUGCCUUUUGUCAUCGACAACCACACUGUUCCUGCCAGAGAGCUUUAACCGCCCACUUCCAGAGACAAUAGAACAGAUGCAAAAAAGGGACAGGAUAAAUUGCUCAUGCUUCUCUAGAAAACAUGAAGGAAAGGACCUAUUCCAAGACACCACUUCCACCAUCACCACCUCAGUUAAAAUCCUUCAAGAGGAGAGAUUCUGAGCCCUUGUUCAGUUAGGUAGGAAAUUCAGAGGCAAGAAAAUAAAGCAGAUGGCAGUUCUUUGAGCAACUGAUUAAACAAGUGGAAUCAGGUGUGCUCCAUCUCAUUUGGAAGGAAAACUUGCAGA
This is a messenger RNA of Colossoma macropomum (tambaqui), 1997 nucleotides long. Its product is annotated as solute carrier family 22 member 5-like. The coding region runs from base 346 to 1872 and encodes 508 amino acids. Gene Ontology annotation, cellular component: membrane. The record is from RefSeq and is a predicted model, not a curated record. Gene Ontology annotation, biological process: transmembrane transport. Gene Ontology annotation, molecular function: transmembrane transporter activity. NCBI's taxonomy places the organism in Eukaryota, Metazoa, Chordata, Actinopteri, Characiformes, Serrasalmidae. The transcript is spliced from 10 exons.